This is a messenger RNA of Cucurbita pepo subsp. pepo (vegetable marrow), 807 nucleotides long. RefSeq names its product alpha carbonic anhydrase 7-like. Lineage: Eukaryota; Viridiplantae; Streptophyta; Magnoliopsida; Cucurbitales; Cucurbitaceae. Gene Ontology annotation, biological process: one-carbon metabolic process. The record is from RefSeq and is a predicted model, not a curated record. Gene Ontology annotation, molecular function: zinc ion binding; carbonate dehydratase activity.
AUGGAGAAGCUCUUGUGUUCUUUCUUCUUUUGCAUUCUUUUGCUUUCAUUUAAGGCACAAUCCCAAGAAGUUGAGGAUGAAAGAGCAUUUGAUUAUGAAUCCGAUGGAAUAAAAGGACCGACUCAUUGGGGAGAGCUUCGACCAGAGUGGCAUGCAUGCAAGGCUGGUUUAAUGCAAUCUCCCAUCGAUAUGUUGCAUGAAAGAGUUGAAGUUAUUUCGCAUCUUGGAGACCUCAAAAUCAACUACAAACCCUCUAAUGCCACUCUCAAGAACAGAGGCCAUGAUAUGAUGAUGAAAUGGGUAGAAGGAGGUGGAUUCAUGGAAGUAAAUGGAAUGCAAUAUAAGCUCAAACAAUGUCAUUGGCACUCACCUUCUGAGCACACCAUUGAUGGUAAGAAGUUCGAUCUCGAAGCUCACUUGGUCCAUGAGAGCUCAAAUGGAAUGGUGUCUGUAAUUGGAAUCUUGUAUCAGAUUGGAGAGCCUGAUUAUUUCUUAUCAACUAUAAAGGAUCAUUUGGAACUUGUCUCCGAUAGCCAUGAAGAGGAGAGAAUAAUCGGAGUGAUCGAUCCAACUCGGAUAAAGAUAGGCAGCAAACGAUAUUAUAGAUAUAUGGGCUCGCUUACCGUGCCACCGUGCACUGAAAGUGUAAUGUGGACUAUGAUACAUGAGGUGAGGACGGUGACCGAAGAACAAGUGAAACUACUUCGAGUAGCUGUUCAUGAUGACUCGGAUACUAAUGCAAGACCAUUGCAACCAAUCUAUGAUCGAAAGACGCAACUCCAAAGGCCUAAGGAAAGUGAAGUUUGA